Molecule: messenger RNA, 4332 nt
Organism: Python bivittatus (Burmese python)
Lineage: Eukaryota; Metazoa; Chordata; Lepidosauria; Squamata; Pythonidae
Source: RefSeq, a predicted model, not a curated record
GAUGAAUCUUUCUGUAAAUAUGAAAGAAAUUUGGAGGCAGCAGAUCCAGCAAAUAUGUCAGUUGAAGAAGCUGAUGAGAUGCUGAUCAAAUGUGAAGGUGGUGUAGAAGCAGCCCUAAGGUAUGCCAAAAUGUGGUGCAAAUACGUCAAGGAGCUGUUGAAUUGGAUAGACAAACGUAUUACUUAUGAAAUUGAAUUUGCGAAGAACAUCCUGAAGAUAGCUGAAGCUGGAAGAAAUAUCAUUUUUUCCCUUGAAUUUGCGAAGAACAUCCUGAAGAUAGCUGAAGCUGGAAGAAAUAUCAUUUUUUCCCAGAACGGUAUGCCUCUUCAGACUCUCUAUACUAUGGUUAUGGAGCAUGACAUAAAGGCCGGGAACGUAGCCAUCGAGACAGCUGGAACUUUACAUCUGAGAGAAUAUUACGAGCCUCUUUGGGCCAAAAGGAAUGAAAUUGAGAAAUGGCGGAAGGAAUUCAAAGAUCAGUGGCAGAGAGAGCAGAAAAGGAUGAAUGAUUCCUUGUCAUCGAUGCGCAAAUCCCGCCUCCAUUACCUCCAGCGUUGUGAGGAUUUGGAAAAAGCCAAAGUGCAAAGUGCCAAAGCGGAAGAAGAGUUCCAGGCUAUCACAAGUAGUGGAAACAAGCAGUUGGAAAAACGGCGACGUUAUCGAGAUGAGGCUCAGUUAAAGGCUCAGGAAUCAGAAGUCACAUAUAGAAGCUGUGUUUCUGAAGCCAACUAUCGCCAUCUGGAACUGAAAAAAGUCCGGGAGAGAAUUAUCUCUCACAUUCGCAAGCUAAUGUUUCAAGGAGAUGAAAUGCUGAGGAGGGUCUCUUUGAGGAUGUUCAAGCUACAGCAGGCCCAAGCAGAACGAAUCCCUGUAGGGUACCAGAACCUGACUGAAUUCUGCAAGCCCUACAGCAUUGGUGAAAAAUAUCUGGAAUUUAUUCAAAAGCUGCCAAAAAAAGAGCUUCCCAUUGAGGUGUACAAGUUUGAAGAAUUUGUACCAUCUGGGCAGAAGUCACCCUCUUCUGGUAGAAGAAAAAAUAUUGCACCUUGUACUCGCAUUUAUUCAUCAGCUGUUGAUCUCAACAGUUCAUCAGAAGAAACUUCUGGGAAGCCAUCUUCCUCAAGCAGUGAGCAAAGUGCCAACCAAUCUUUCUACAGUGACACAGAGAGCCUGGGAGGGAGCACUGAAUGCCAGUCCUUGGAUUCACCUACAUCCAGCCCAGGCCACAAGAAGUUGCUGAAAGCUCCAUCCACUGGAACUGUGUCCUCCUCAGAAGACUGUGAAGAGAAAGAUUUGAUACAAGCCUAUGACAAUGAUCUAAAUGAUGUUGCAUCUGAAAAUGGUUUGUCCCAUUGCCAGUUUAAAAACAUAAUCCUGUCAAGCGCUGCUCAGACUCAUCGGCUACGAAAACUGAGGGGUCCCUCAAAAUGCAGAGAGUGUGAGAACUUCAUGGUCAAUGGUAUUGAAUGCGAAGAAUGCAUGCUGACCUGCCAUAAGAAAUGUCUGGAGAGCCUUCUCAUCAACUGUGGUCAUCAAAAACUGCCAGCCCGAGCAUCACUCUUUGGAAUUGACUUCAUUGAUGUGCCAAGGGAUUUCCCAGAGGAGGUGCCAUUUAUUGUGAUGAAAUGUACAUCAGAGAUAGAAAGUCGUGCCUUGGGAGUGCAGGGAAUAUACCGCAUUAGUGGGGCAAAAGCACGCAUGGAGAGAUUGUGCCAAGCCUUUGAGAAUGGCCAGAGGUUGGUGGAGGUCUCAGAUCACUCACCCCAUGAUAUUACUGGAGUCCUUAAACAUUUUCUUAAGGAGCUUUCCAGCCCUGUGCUUCCAUAUAAGCUUUAUGAUGAUUUCAUGGCUCUCUCAAGGAAUUUGCAGAAAACUGAAAACAGAACUGGGAAUCAUUCUGAGACAGAUCCCAUCAAGACCGCCAAGGAUUUGCUGAGCAAAUUUCCAGCAACAAAUUAUAAUACUUUAAGGCACCUCAUUGCUCAUCUGUACAGGGUGGCUGAAAGAUAUGAGGAGAACAAGAUGUCUCCCAACAACCUGGGCAUCAUCUUUGGUCCUACACUAAUCCGCCCUCCCUGUAACAAUGAUGUGUCCAUGUCAUGCCUUGUGGAUUCAGGAUACCAGUCCCAGCUGGUUGAAUUUCUUAUCCUCAACUAUGAAAAGAUAUUUGGGAUGGAUGACCUGCCUUCAGCUGGUCUUUGUGAAUUUGAAAACUCUUUGAAACAGGCAAAUACUAAUGAAGCUUUUUCAAGCAACCAAAGACAUUCCAGUGCAUCUUUAGAGAACCCUGCCUCCAAGCUUUGUUUGGGUGAAAAUGAUUGUGGAACUGAGGAUUGUUCCUCCACUGAGGACAAGCAGAAAGACAGUGUGGAGCAAACUCUCAACCCCAUAAGCAGAGACCCCAUAGAGCUGAACAGCACAAAUGACGCAGAACUAAAAGACUCUAUACUUGAUCCAGAAGUCACUCUCAGUCCGCAGUGCAGGGGACGCUUCAGCCGAAUGCCAGUGAAACAUCCUCGUACCAUCAUCCCCAGAGUUUCCAGCCUGCCCCUGCUGGCUGCUGUUCUCUCUAAUCCAGAGGCAGCCAGUAACCUGUUGGAGACGGGUCCAACUAGCCGCAGUGCCUCCCCUGAUACCUCUGGGAAGCGUAAGCAUUUCGAGAUCACGCCAGAAACUGCUAGGAUUGUCUCUAAGCUGCAGCCUCAGAAUGGAACACAAGAUUAUUGUCCAGCUCAGCUUGGGGCCGCUCUCCAGGAAAAGCCUCUGGAUGCCCUGGUAGAAAGUAAAGCUGAAUCCUGAGCUAAAAUGUUUUCUUGGGAAGUGAACUGGACAAAGGACUCGAAUCCCAGUUCUUGGAGACAUUCUGGAAUGCGAAAAUCACAAAACAUCCUGGCUCCCUCUCACCUAGUGUAUUUGGAGAACAAACCAACCAACCAGCUCCGGAUACAUCUAGGAGGAAUGAGGUAUUUAUACGAUGUCUCCAAAGAAAAGAGUAAGCUAGAGCUGAGUUGUUGGGAUACUAGAAAUGAUCAACCCAGUGAAGCAGGCUUUCAAAACGGGACUAUUACUGCAAAGGGACUGUGGAGAAGCAGAAUACUGCUAGGGAAAAUGGUAGGGAUUUUGCAGAAAUGGACAGAGCCUUGGAAAUAACUGCCCAUACUGCUCAGGGGCCAUAUUUGGGCAGUAUGUUAAUAUACGGCACGAGUAUUCAAGAUGGCUCAGGAUUAUGUUUGACAAGGAUGACAUGACUGUGUUGAAACCACAUGAUGGGGGAUUGGAUCAGAUUGCUAUCAGCAAAACAACAUAUAUCCUGGAAGUUUAAAGGUAUCAAAAUGAUCACUAAAGAGAAAUAAAUUCCAUGUAAAUUGUGCAAUAAUCCUUGGAAAUCUUGUAAUGCCAUCUCUCUAGCUUCUGAGCCCAAGCAUGUUUAGACAUAUCAACCCUCAACACUGGAAAUGUACUUCUUUAAAAAAUGAAAAUAUGUUUGGGAAGCUGAGUUCUGUAUUCAUUAUACAUAUCUAUGCUUUUUAUCCCUAUUGGUUUGCGCAGAAUAAUAGUCCAAGAAUAGUGCUGGCUAUACAGUAUAGUGGUUCUCUACUGAGAGCUUGCUAACUUUAGGAGGAAAGCAUGAAUGAGAGUACAGAAGGAGGCAAUGUAUGUUUCUUGCAGAGAAUGCCUGGAUGUAGAGAUAGGGAGAUGGGGCAGGGCAGGUGGAUAGCUGACAUGGUGUUGCUGGAAUAUUUUAUUACUAGCAUGCUAGUGUGUAUAAGUUUCUCUUUGUGUAGAGUUGCCACCUGGACAUUAAGCAUGAAUUUUUACAGGCAUCUUCCCACUAUAUAUUUCUUAAGUUCCAUCAUCUAUCUCUCCUCACUUUUUGUGCAGCGUAAUUGGUUGAGUUCACACAGUGCAUUAAACCAUGGUGUGUUUUAAUCUUGAUUUGAUUAAGAAGUUAUAGUAUUUGGUUUACACAUAAUAAGCCAUAAACUAUUGUUUACAAACCACAGUGUCUGUUCACACAAUGCCUUAGCAUAAUGUGAGUGUUUACAAUACUAUAUGAAAUAUUGUAAAUGACAGUAAGGGGACAGAUUGGAGAAGCCAUGGUUGCCUAUCAAUAACAGGUGUACACCUGGGUCAUCCUGUGGAAUCUGCCACCAACUGAAACUUCUGAUUCUAUAUAUAUGCAUUGAAAUGCAUGUGUACAUAUGUAAUUUUGCUGGCAAACUACUCUCACAGAGAUGCUCAAAUGCUGCAUUUAUAGGGUUUGCCCUGCAACAGUGAUGUGUUGCUAUGAUGAACUAACAGCUUUUGAAGCUUCUCAAUAAACUUGUUAAU